AUGGCAUUGCAAAAGAAGGAAAAUCCUUGCCAUCAUCAACCAGUUGUGGUGAAACAAAAAGAAUUUUUUCAAGAAAUUAAAAGUCACAAAAAUAUGGAAACAACAUACACCGUUGCCGAAGCUGUUGGAGUUUAUGUGAAAGCAGAGUUAAUAAAGUCCUUUGAUGACAUAUCAAUUAUUGGGUUUGUGAUCUUUGUGAUGUACUGGAAUGCCAGCAAAUUCCCAAUAGAGGGCAUUGACACUGUGUUCACAAGUGUAGGGCAAAGUCUUGCAUUUAAUUCAAAAAAUGUUAGCCUGUUACUAAAUGGACCUGGAGCUACAAUGGGUUUUCAAAUAGUUUUACACGCAAACCAAUCUGACUUUUUCAUUCUAAAAGAUUAUUCGUCCGGAUACAAAAUGACUCGUUUGAAACAUCCGCACGGAGACUGCAUCGAUCAAUUAAACUACCAGCAAGUCAAAUGCGAGCAAGCGUGUCUAGCCAGGACAAUCAUCGACAACUGCAACUGCAGACCCAUCUACAUAGAAGAGCUCGUCAAUGACAUAAAAAAAAAUUACAGAGAUGGAAAAUUUGGCGACGUUCAUUGUUUCUUUUGUCCUCCAAUGUGCAAUGAAAUUUACUACCAUGCCUCAGUCACAGAAUCGAAACUUUCCAAUAUUAGCAAAAUAUGGUUGAAAAAACAUUCGCAGCAUCCCUUAUUUACAAACGAUUUCUUAAAUUUAAAAGUGUUUUCCAGUAGCAUGCAUUUCACAAAGUUUACAGAUAUAGCUACUUAUUCUGAGAUAGCGCUCUUGAUUGACAUUGGUGGAGCUUUGGGACUUCUUUUAGGUUCGGCUUUUUUAACUGUUAUCGAAGUGCUGGAAUUAUUGUGGAAUUUAUUUCUUUAUGUUUCUUACAAAACAAAAUUUAAAAUGCGGAAAUCAAAUUCGAACUAA
Helobdella robusta is the source of this 933-nucleotide messenger RNA. RefSeq lists its product as hypothetical. NCBI's taxonomy places the organism in Eukaryota, Metazoa, Annelida, Clitellata, Rhynchobdellida, Glossiphoniidae. Gene Ontology annotation, biological process: sodium ion transmembrane transport. The transcript has 6 exons. Gene Ontology annotation, molecular function: ligand-gated sodium channel activity. Gene Ontology annotation, cellular component: membrane. The coding region runs from base 1 to 933 and encodes 310 amino acids. The record is from RefSeq and is a predicted model, not a curated record.